UCUCCCUCUCCAUUCAAAUCUUCAUUCUACUCCCACUAUGAAACUCCCACUGUUCCUCCUCUCCCUCUCUUUCUCUCUCUUCCUCUCCCAAACAAAAUCCCAACCGUUCAUCACAGAUCUCUAUGCAAUGCUCUCCCUCCGCAAAGCCCUCAACGCCGAGUUCACUCUCAACUGGACCCACAUCAACCCUUGCAAGUGGCCCCACGUCUCCUGCAACAAAUCUCAUCGGGUAACCCGAAUCCAAAUCAACGGCCAAAAUCUCUCCGGUACUCUCCCGUCGGAUCUCCGCAACCUCACAGCCCUCCAACACUUGGAGCUCCAAUCCAACCACCUCUCUGGCCAACUCCCCACCCUCCAUGGCAUGGCCCACCUCCAAAUUCUCCUCCUCCACGACAACCAGUUCACAUCCAUACCGUCAGAUUUCUUCACAGGCCUCGCCUCGCUCGCCGCCGUCUCCUUCGACAACAACCCAUUUUCGUCGUGGACAAUCCCAGAAUCUCUCAAAGACGCGAAGAAACUAGCCCAGUUCACCGCAAGGUCGGCGAACGUCACCGGUGUAAUCCCGGAAUUCUUCGGGUUGUUCUCUCAGCUCAAUCAUCUGAGCUUGUCCUUCAAUUCCCUGUGGGGCCCACUCCCGGGCAGCUUCUCGGGGUCGCCGGUUAAUUCACUGUGGUUGAAUAACCAGGACGGACAUGGGCUGUCGGGAAGCACCGAGAUUGUCGCAAACAUGACUUCUCUGUUCCAGCUCUGGCUGCACUCCAAUGAUUUCUCUGGCCCAUUGCCAGAUUUUUCCAGGUUGAAAUCUCUGAGAGAUUUGAAAUUAGAGAACAACCGCUUCACGGGCAUCGUCCUGAAUUCGCUGAUCAAUCUUCCUUCUCUUCGAGAAGUCUCUCUUGCUAACAAUCUGCUCCAAGGUCCAGUGCCCGUCUUCCCGAAGACGGUGAAAUCGGACGGUGAUAAGAGCAUGACCAGUAACAGGUUUUGCUUGCCGGGCCCUGGGUACUGUGAUCCUCGGGUUGAGAUACUGCUUUUGGUUGCAAAGACGCUGAAUUAUCCGACACGACUUGCUUACCUUUGGAGGGGAAACAAUCCAUGCAGUCACUGGGCUGGGAUCAGGUGUGAUGAUGGUGGGAACAUCACCAUUGUUAAUCUUUCAAAGAUGGGUCUUUCGGGGACUAUUUCUCCUGAUUUCACCAUCUUGCGGUCGCUGCAGAUACUGCUGCUUUUCGAUAAUAAUCUUACGGGCUCGAUACCAACAGAUAUCAUCAGUCUGAAAAAACUUGAGUUAGUGGAUGUUCGGAACAAUUCACUUUCUGGGGAGGUUCCUCGUUUUGAUGGGAAUGUUAAGGUACUUACAGAUGGAAAUACAGCCAUUAUCGAAGAGGAAACCCAUGGGAGUUCUCCAUCGCCUGGCCCCUCUGUUGAAGUGCCAGCCUCUUUUGCUACAGCUUCACCUCCCACCAGCAAUGGAAGCAAAACCAAAGUGGAAGGCAGCAGUAAAAGAUCUUUAGUUCUGAUCGGAAUCAUUGUCAGCUCUGUAAUUUGUUCCGUCUGUGGAAUUCUACUUACUGGGUUGCUUGGAUUUUGUUUCUAUAAGAGGAAACAGCAGCCAAUGGGUAGAGUUCAGAGCUCAAAUGUGACAGUGAUCCAUUCACAGGGUUGUGGGCCUGAUCCUGAUUCGACGAAGAUCACAGUCGAUGGUUCUACUUCCAAGUGGGCAGCCCUGUUUCAGAUUGGGAGUAGGGAGGGCUGGAGCCGUUCAAUUGGAGGAAGAGACUGAGAAUUGCAUUGGAUGUGGCCACAUUAAUAUGAGUUUCGUUAACAUGGAUCUAAAGCCAUCCAGCAUCCUCAUUGGAGAGGGCCUAAGAUCUUGGAUUUGGUCAUGCAUGCCGGAUAAACCAGAUGCGAAAUGUCGACCGGAAAUUGGAUUUUUUUGGAACUUGGGGCGAUGUCCCACUGGUACGUCGGUGAUUUCUACAUCUUAUCUAUGAUUUUUCUCAGAGCUGUAACUAGAAUCAUGCUAUUUGAUUGUUCUCGGCUCUCAUCUCUAAUGAGCUCUUGAAACUAGAAUGUUACUGAAUUGUUGCAACUCAUCCCCUGCAUGUGUAGUAUACAGGUACAUCAAUCCAUCCUAUAAGCGGUGGGUCCCGUUUUGAACGGAGCAAAUGACGAAAUUCACAGUCAGUGGACAGCUGAAAAAGAAUAACGGUCGGUGGUCUGAAUUCAAUAGGCGAGAUGAGGUGGUUGGAUCAUCCUAUCAGUGAGAUUUUCGAGCUCUGCUCCAUCAGCAAUGGAGGCCAUGAAGUUGGAUGCCUGAACCCUAUGAAUGGCCUCGUGUUGUCGGUAGUUGGCCAAGUAGCCCAGACAUGUAGGCCAGGGCUUGGGUCUUUAAACUUGGCCUGAGUCCAGAAAUUUUGCUUGCCAUAAACAAGAAAUUUCUGCUUGUUGCGAUGUGAUUGGGCCACAUCAUCACACAUUUAAUGCAGCAGUGUUGACAACAUCAAUAAUGACGUGGACUAAUCACA
Magnolia sinica is the source of this 2525-nucleotide messenger RNA. RefSeq names its product receptor protein kinase TMK1-like. NCBI's taxonomy places the organism in Eukaryota, Viridiplantae, Streptophyta, Magnoliopsida, Magnoliales, Magnoliaceae. Gene Ontology annotation, molecular function: protein binding. The transcript has a single exon. The record is from RefSeq and is a predicted model, not a curated record. Bases 38 to 1780 code for a protein of 580 amino acids.